AUAAAGGAGGAAGGGGAGCAGACCUUUGCAUGCACUGGCUGCAACUCCUGACAAAUAUCUAUCUCUCAAGAAUUCUCCCAUGGCUUCAUCCUUUUCAGUGCCUUCAAUGAUAAUGGCGGAAGAAAGCAGAUUUGAAGCGGAAGUUGCCGAGGUGCAAGCAUGGUGGAACACCGAGAGGUUCAAGCUUACCCGCCGCCCUUACACUGCUCGCGAUGUCGUCUCCCUCCGUGGCACCCUCCGCCAAAGCUAUGCCUCUAACGAGCUCGCAAAGAAACUUUGGAGCACUCUCAAGACCCACCAAGCCAACGGCACCGCCUCACGGACCUUCGGCGCUCUUGACCCAGUCCAAGUCACCAUGAUGGCCAAGUACCUCGACACCAUCUACGUCUCCGGCUGGCAGUGCUCCUCCACCCACACCACCAGCAACGAGCCCGGCCCUGACCUUGCCGACUACCCUUACGACACCGUCCCAAACAAGGUCGAACACCUCUUCUUCGCGCAACAGUUCCAUGACCGCAAGCAGCGAGAGGCUCGGAUGAGCAUGAGCCGCGAGGAACGGGCACGCACCCCUUACGUCGACUACUUCAAGCCUAUCAUCGCCGACGGUGACACGGGCUUUGGCGGUGCCACCGCUACCGUGAAGCUCUGCAAGUUAUUCGUCGAGCGGGGCGCGGCCGGAGUUCACAUCGAAGACCAGUCAUCGGUCACCAAGAAGUGUGGUCACAUGGCCGGAAAAGUCCUUGUAUCGGUCGGCGAACACAUCAACCGGCUCGUGGCGGCGCGACUGCAGUUCGACAUCAUGGGCGUCGAAACCGUCUUGAUCGCGAGAACUGAUGCAGUUGCUGCCAAUUUGAUCCAAACCAACGUGGAUUCCAGGGACCACCAGUUCAUUCUUGGUUGCACCAACCCACAUCUCAAAGGGAGGAGUUUGGCCGGUGCGUUAGCUGAGGCGAUGGCAGUCGGAAAGAAUGGCCCUGAGCUUCAGGCCAUCGAGGACGAGUGGCUGUCGAUGGCCAAACUAAAGACCUUCUCCGAGUGCGUCGAGGACGCAAUCAACAGCCUCAACAUCCGCGAAGACGAGAAGCGCCAAAGACUCGACGAAUGGGCGAAUCGCUCGGGUUAUGAUAAGUGCCUGUCCUAUGAGCAAGGGAGGGACGUAGCUGCGAGGCUCGGCCUUGAGAACCUCUUCUGGGACUGGGACUUGCCCAGGACCAGAGACGGCUUCUACAGGUUCAAAGGCUCAGUCAUGGCGGCGGUUGUCAGGGGCUGGGCUUUCGCACCCCACACCGACCUGAUAUGGAUGGAGACGUCGAGCCCCGACUUGGUUGAAUGCACCAGGUUCGCCGAGGGAGUGAAGUCGAAGCACCCGGAGACGAUGCUGGCCUACAACCUCUCGCCGUCGUUCAAUUGGGACGCAUCGGGCAUGGCCGAUGACCAGAUGAGGGACUUCAUUCCUCGGAUCGCGAAGCUGGGCUUCUGCUGGCAGUUCAUAACACUGGCCGGGUUCCAUGCUGAUGCACUGGUGGUGGAUACCUUUGCCAGGGACUUCGCCAGGAGGGGGAUGUUGGCCUAUGUGGAGAGGAUUCAGAGGCAGGAGAGGAACAACGGGGUGGACACUUUGGCUCACCAGAGAUGGUCCGGUGCUAGUUACUAUGACAAGGUGCUGAAGACCGUGCAGGGUGGGAUCACCUCCACCGCAGCCAUGGGCAAAGGUGUCACCGAGGAACAAUUCCAAGAAACAUGGACUGAAAAUGGAGUCUUGAGCAUGUCUGAUGCCAAUGGCAUUGUGCUGGCCAAGUCUAGAAUGUAGGACCAAGUUGCCGAAGCCAUGAGAAGAACUUCCAGCAUGGAUCUAAAGGAUUCCAUGGUUCUGUUGCUUCGUUUCAGUGCAUGUCGUAACCAGAUUUGAAUAAAUUGUGUAAUCACUAAUAACUCAGUGGAGAUUGGGCUUAUUAUUUUUUAUGUUAAGCCUUAAUUAUCUGAA
Molecule: messenger RNA, 1984 nt
Organism: Musa acuminata subsp. malaccensis (wild Malaysian banana)
Lineage: Eukaryota; Viridiplantae; Streptophyta; Magnoliopsida; Zingiberales; Musaceae
Product: isocitrate lyase
Biological process (GO): carboxylic acid metabolic process
Cellular component (GO): glyoxysome
Molecular function (GO): isocitrate lyase activity
Source: RefSeq, a predicted model, not a curated record